Messenger RNA from Amoebophrya sp. A25, 1627 nucleotides. Lineage: Eukaryota; Dinophyceae; Syndiniales; Amoebophryaceae. The record is from the annotation of a GenBank genome assembly.
CUUUGUUGUCGUCGGCAAUUUCAAGGACUUAGGCCUGACGUCUCCGCGUCAGACACCCUAUCUCGCGCAUUGAAUAAUAAGCUCUUUCUUGAUUAGACUACCUAGCAAUAAAGACUCUUUGAGCGAGUCAGAAUCUCUGGCGCGAUGAGGUAGUCCUACCUAGGAGCGGCGCGAUUACAAUGUCAACAGACUCGGAUGGGACGGAGUUGCGGAGUCCUUCUGAGAAAGUAGUCAUUAACUGAGGAGGUAAUACAUACGAGAACACGCGUGGCACUGACUAUCUUUUCACAUAGAGUCGCCUCACGCCAGGUUUUCUCUAGUAGCCAUAAUUGAUGCUGGGACGCAUAGAGUCAAUCAAUAGCAACCUACACACGCAAGCACCUGUGUAGUGUGUAUGAAUCCACGACGGUACAGCCGAGGCUCGCUCCUAUGUAUAAAUCUGUCUGCUAGUAUGUAAUAAAAGGCUGUAGGGCCCUGCUCUCCACAAAGUCCCAGCUUUCUUUCCAGAAGUGCAUACUUAUUAUCUAGGACGUGUGUAUGUGGCAUGUUCCUAUAUUUACAAGCCCUCUUUCUUCCUACAACAAACAUCCUGAGCAAAGUGCCUGUUAAUUUCCAUUACUCAAAUUGAUUCAUAGUAUCAGAUAGACAUCCUAUUAGUUACUGUUAGUGCUGGUUUUGUCCUUGAUUGUGUAUGAUACAAAAAUCCACCUGCUCAGUGGAGAGCGCUCUCAUCUACUUUUUAGAUACAUACUAAUUGGGGUGUCCUUCGCUCUAGGUAGAAGGAACUAAAAUCGCAAGUGGUGGAAGACUAAUAAGUAUCUAUGUAAGACGUCAACGUCUAUCGAACUAUGUUUCACGAAUGUGAUGAAUGGAUGCUGAUGGGGAAUCGGGCCGGGUUGGUCCACCUAGCUAAAAUUGGCAGAGUAUGGAAGUCAGGGUGGUCCUCCAUGGGUUCUUGCACAACGGAUCUUGAUUGGUAGAAUGAAUGACUGAAGGAACUGUUUAUUAUAUUCCAUCCUGAUAGUUCUGCUUUCUGAAUCUAUCGGUUUAAACAAGCAAUGUGCCUUGAUUGAAUAAGCAGCCUAAUUGACUACUCCACAGCGAGCCGGCGCGUUGUCGGACUCUUUUGCACACCAAUGGCAUGAGUACAUACUAGCGCGUAUGUGUCUACAAGACGCAACUAGCAUGCGUAGCGCUCAUAGUUUGUAUGUAAUGUUAGAGACUUCUGACUGUGGUUGGCUGUGAUUUCUUUGAGUAGCAAUCCUCGGAUCUGCCUGUCACCUUCACAUAUAAGUAGAGGCUUUUGCUCCCUUACAUUGUUUGAUACACUUUCAGAGCACAAAGCAGGCCAGUGUAACUAACAGGGAGGCGGAUGCCAAGUUAUUUAUGUAGUGCAAGCAAAGUUAGUUAUAUAUGUAAUGAAUAUAUGAGGAGGGUGAGUCACUACUACGGACUCGCAGGCUCGAUCCUUUGCUUUAGCUGAACUGGUUCCUUCAUGAUUUCGCAGCAGAGAAAACCUAUAUGCAAGAACGGGGUCUGGGACUCGGACAAUGAAUCAACCUUGUCUGUGGCAACAGGAUGCACUAGGUGCCGAUCGCAGGUUCUGUUUAUGAUACAAAAAUGCAAG